AUGGAUCCAUUCGAAGUAAGGAUGCAAUUCCUUACCCUCCUCCGAAGACUCAACGCCUCGCAACCCUCAAUCCAGAAAGUUGUCGGGUAUGCGUUGAAGUACUACGCCCGCUGCGGCGAGGACCUGUGGGAUUGUGUCAUCGAAGAGUGCCAAAAGGGCGACAUUAAUCACCGAAUAAACAUCCUGUACUUCCUCGACUCGUUAUGCGAGACGUGUCUACUAGCAAAGUCUCAGCCGGGGUCGCUCGGCCCUGAGAGUGCGAAUCACAGUCUGUAUAUGGACUAUGUCGCGCGAGACCUGGCGAAGAUUGUGGGGUACGUGGUGCCGGAAGGGCGGCAAGGGCUGCCGAACCUCAUGAGCACUAAGCAAAUAUUGGAACGCUGGCGCAGCAAACGCGUGAUCGACCCACAAAUAAUCGACGAGAUCACCGCCGGCCUCAACGCGCGCCGCGCCGCGCCUCCCUCUUCGCCCUCCGGGCAGCCCUCGCUCCAAUUCUCCAAAAACGACGUAUUCAAGCGGAUCGAAGAGGACCGGGAGCGGCACAAGCGCCUGCGCGAGCGCCGGUGGGUGCAGCCAGUCACACACAACCACGCACAGCUUCAGGGCCAGCUCGCGAGCUUCCUGCCGCUGACAGACGACGCGGACGGAGAGGGCGAGCUGACGAUCGACAUCGAGUUCGAUAAUGAGUGGGAGACGACGAGCGACUGGAACGAGGAUGACGACGAGGCCGCGGCGGAGGAGAAUGAGCUGUGUUUUCCAGGGGAAGGGGGAGGAGAGAAGCCGAUGGAUUUAUCGUGAUUCAGAUGAAUACUGCAUAUAUUAUUGUUUAUUGGGCUCAGCCUGAAUCCUUGGGUUGUCCUGUGCUGUUGACGUUGCCUCGGAUUCGGAGGUAUGGCGAAAGGGACUGGCAUCAUACAAGUCUCAAGGUUACAAUUUACAUUUGCGUGCGACAAAACGAGGACAUAAAUUCAUUAGGCGUAAAGUAUAGAAAUCA
Molecule: messenger RNA, 994 nt
Organism: Gloeophyllum trabeum ATCC 11539
Lineage: Eukaryota; Fungi; Basidiomycota; Agaricomycetes; Gloeophyllales; Gloeophyllaceae
Exons: 4
Coding region: 1-798 (265 amino acids)
Biological process (GO): positive regulation of DNA-templated transcription, elongation; positive regulation of transcription by RNA polymerase I
Cellular component (GO): CTDK-1 complex
Source: RefSeq, a predicted model, not a curated record